Molecule: messenger RNA, 4326 nt
Organism: Paramisgurnus dabryanus
Lineage: Eukaryota; Metazoa; Chordata; Actinopteri; Cypriniformes; Cobitidae
Gene: fig4a
Product: FIG4 phosphoinositide 5-phosphatase a
Biological process (GO): phosphatidylinositol dephosphorylation
Cellular component (GO): intracellular membrane-bounded organelle
Molecular function (GO): phosphatidylinositol-3,5-bisphosphate 5-phosphatase activity
Source: RefSeq, a predicted model, not a curated record
AUGUUUGUCCCCGCUGAGGCUCCGUGUCAGCUGAGCUGUGUGACAGUCACAUGAUAUCGUGUAUGGUUUUUCUGUUAGUAUGUAACAUUUCACAAAUAUAUCGACAUUUAUGGAUACGUCUGCUGAUCGGUUUGUCUAAAGGUUUUGUGAAUGUUAACCUAAGCAUCAUCAUGCCUUUGACAGCAGCUGUGAUCAGUGGGAUUCAGAAACUGGUGCUCUAUGAAACGAGGGCUAGGUAUUUCCUUGUGGGCAGUAAUAAUGCACAAACAAAGCAUCGCGUCCUGAAGAUCGACCGCACCGAACCGCGAGACCUGGUCAUUAUUGAUGAUAAGCAUGUUUACAGUCAGCAAGAGGUACGAGAACUGCUGGGCAGGUUGGAUUUGGGCAAUCGCACCAAGAUGGGGCAGAAGGGAUCCUCUGGCCUAUCGAGAGCCGUAUCUGCCUAUGGCAUUGUGGGUUUUGUGCGUUUUCUAGAGGGUUACUAUGUUGUGCUGAUCACCAAACGUCGCAAAAUGGCUGACAUCGGUGGACACUCCAUAUAUAAGAUUGAAGACACGACUAUGAUCUACAUUCCCAAUGACUCUGUCAGAGUUACUCACCCUGAUGAAGCCCGGUAUGUGAGAAUUUUCCAGAAUGUGGAUCUAUCCAGUAACUUCUAUUUCAGUUACAGCUACGACCUGAGCCACUCGCUGCAGUAUAACCUGACAAUCCUGCAGAUGCCCUGUGAACCUCCAGAGCCUGAAGAUCUGAACGCCAGCAGACAGGACAGCUUUGACAUCUUUGAAGAGGAGGGCUUACCCACUCAAGUCGUGUACGGUUUAAGGAACGAACCCUACGCUAAAUAUGUGUGGAACGCUCGCCUGCUGGAGAAAGUGAAAGACAUCAUACAUCCUGAUUGGCUGUUGUACAUCAUCCACGGUUUCUGUGGCCAAUCCAAGUUGUUGAUAUACGGGCGACCGGUGUAUGUUACCUUAAUCGCCCGCCGUUCGAGUCGCUUCGCAGGGACUCGAUUUCUCAAGAGAGGAGCCAACUGUGAGGGCGAUGUAGCGAACGAGGUUGAAACGGAGCAGAUUGUCCACGAUUCCUCCGUCACGUCGUUCGCGGCUGGUAGUUUCUCUUCAUGUGUUCAGGUCAGAGGGUCGGUUCCUCUCUACUGGUCUCAGGACAUCUCCACCAUGAUGCCCAAACCACCCAUACGCUUGGACCAGGCUGACCCAUAUUCCCAUGUAGCAGCUCUUCAUUUUGAUCAGAUGCUCCAGAGGUUUGGAUCACCAAUUAUAAUUCUUAACCUGGUCAAGAAACGUGAGAAAAGGAGACAUGAGAAGAUCUUGAGCGAUGAGCUUUAUCCCACUAUCACAAACCUUAAUCAGUUUCUUCCUCCUGAGCACGGCAUCGAGUACAUCGCCUGGGACAUGGCCCGCUACACCAAGAGUAAACUGUGUAAUGUUUUGGAUCGGUUGAGUAUGAUUGCUGAGAACGUGGUCAAGAGGACGGGUUUCUUCGUCAACAGACCUGACUUCUACUGCCACACGUUACGACCUGAUGAAAGAUGGGGUGAUCUCGGGGGGAAGGUGACACCCAACGGCAGAUUACAGACUGGAGUUUUGAGGACAAACUGUGUGGAUUGUCUCGAUCGAACCAACACGGCACAGUUCAUGGUGGGAAAAUGUGCCUUGGCGUAUCAACUCUAUGCACUCGGGUUAAUAGACAGACCCAAACUUCAAUUUGAUACUGACUGUGUGAGAUUGUUUGAAGAGUUGUAUGAGGACCACGGAGACACUUUGUCUCUACAGUAUGGAGGAUCUCAGCUGGUCCACCGAGUAAAGACGUACCGCAAGAUCGCUCCCUGGACGCAGCACUCCAAAGACAUCAUGCAAACGCUGUCUCGUUACUAUAGCAACGCUUUCUCAGAUGCAGACAGACAGGAUGCUAUAAAUCUGUUCCUGCAGGUUUACCAGCCGUCUGAAUCCAAACCUCAUCUCUGGGAACUGCCAACAGAUUUUUACCUUCACCACAGUAACACCAUGAGUCUACCGCACAACCGACAGAGUUACACACACUGGUGGUCUCCAGAAGUUUUGCUGUUUCUCCCAUUACCAUCUGAUGAAGGAGCGAGCGAGAAGAACAUGAAGAAGGUCUCGGUGAAGCGCGUGAACAGAUUUGACGAGACCAUCGAUAUUUACAGCAGGUUCUUCAGACCGUAUGAGCUCACCUCAUUCGAUGACACGUUUAGCAUCUCCAUGACCAACUCCACAAGGGAUUUUAUGCCGAAGAGCAUCGGGCUUGAUCCCAGUCCUUUCACUGUUCGUAAACCAGACGAGAGUGCAAAAUCAGUGCUGGGUAAUAAGUCAAAUAAGGAGGAAACGGUGUUACAGAGGAAGACGGCGGCCAGCGCCCCUCCUCCACCCAGUGAAGAGCAGAUCUCCAGCAGUUCUGAAGACGACUCUGAGGAAGAUCGUGAAGAUGACGGCACUGCAUCCCAACGCUCUACGCCAAUCAAACUGGCUGAUCAAAGCGACAACGUCCGGCCACAAGAGGAUCAACCGCAGCAUCUUCCACCAGCGAGAGAGACAUACGGACUGAAUUUGUUGGUGUGUCCACCUGAUGAUGAUAUCUUUAUAUACCACAGAUUUGCUCAUCUGGGUCAGAAUCAGCACAAAGUGGAGAGACAUCGAGAUGCCAAGAAAUCAGACUACAUUAUCAACCUCGUUCCAGUGUCGUCCUUCUCAUCAGACAGCGUCUAUGAAGUUUCCUCUCCAAACGUGAACGCUCAGAGUCGACAGGUGUUUCAGUCACACGUUGAGACGGGCUGCGGUCGGGUCAGAACUCUGUGUCAGGAGGACGUCCUCAUGUACCGUGAAUACAUCAAAAACAGAUACAUGUGAAGCACUGGACAUCAUCUGUAUUUCUGUCAGAAUUUGUACAUUUUGAUUCAGCACCACAUUUUUACUUUUAGCAACUACAAGAAAUUGCACACAAAUAUAAUUUUUGCAAAAUUUUAUUUCUGUCCCAUCGUGCCCCACUGCUAAUAAAUGUUUUUAAUGUUUUUCCAUAACCUAUUCGUUUUUAAAAAGAAUUUAGAAAAGGUUUAGCAAUGUCAAUACGACUUUCUCCUUUUUAAAUAACACCCUCAUAGAUGUACUACAGCUUCAGACUGAACUUUAAGUGUGUUUCAUUCGUUUAUUGCCUCUUCUGGAGUUUAAACCUGCAACCUUUUACUAUGUCAGACUAUUAAAGUGUGCUAUUAAAAUUGCAUUUCCAGAAUAUUUUUAAUCAAGAGAUAUUGAUUUUGUUAGUCAGUGUUAAAUGUAAUACAGGUCUUUGUCAGCUGAAAUCACUGCAGAUAAACUAUAAAUGAGCUCACAGUUACAGGUCAAUACGUGUUUCAAGAUGUAUCGAAAAUAAUGAUUGCUUAUUAUUGUUAUUGCUAAUAUUAUUAUAAUAUUUUGCACUGCUAUUUAAAUCACAAAGGAGUACGUUUAACAUUAAAGGACAUUCAAGCAUGCUUUGUAUUAAAUUGCUGGCUGAUUUAAAACUGCUUGCUUUGUGCUGCUGGUUCUUAUGUAUACUUGUGCUGCUCCUGUCAGAGAUUCAGGUUUGAUUUUGAGCUAUAUGUAAUAUACUGAUCUUAAUAAAAUAAUAACCCAAAGAUAAGAGUUAAAUCAUGCUUGUUUACAAACUACUUCAUUUUAGCUAGACUCAAGAGAUCAGGAGUAAAGCUUUUAACAGCAGCUCGAAGACAACAACUGAAAGCUGCCUGCAUGUGAACUGUAAGUCAAAGAUGUUUAUUUGGUUAAUAAAACACAGACAUACUGUAUAACCAGAGACAGAAUAUAAUAAUGCUGUCUUGUUUUGAACUUCAUGUUAUUAAAGGUUAAUGUCACUCAACUAAUGGAAACUUCAGCAGUCGGUAAAAGUUUGUGACCUUUCAAAUAAUGGAGAAAAGCAUUAAAAUGCAAAUGCCAUAGCGUGUAAAAUAUAGUGAUAUAUUUCACUGUAGUUAACUUUCCUUUUGUUCAGUUCAUUUGGCGUCUAGACCUUAGUUUGUUUUUUAAAUAUGAGCUAAUGUGUGACCCUGCCUCUGAAAUCCCAUCUAACAUCAUUAUUUAGUGAUUUACUGUUUUCUACAUAAAAUCAUCCUUCAUACUGUAAAAAACAUUUUGUGAAAAUGGUAUCUUGAUAUCGUUAAUUUUGACUAAAAGUAAAACCAUGUCAAACUAGUGUGAAAUCCAACUUUCAUGCUCCUAAUUUAUUCUGGAUUUUAGCACCGCAUACUAUUAAUUGCAACUAAUCGUUUGCAGAAUAAACGUUUUUGUUUACAUCAUU